AUGGGUGCAGAGAAGGGCUCGGAGGACAGUUGGGGUGGCGGCCCAGCUCCAGCCACUUCAGUGGACGUUGGCCGGCUCCAGCCCAGCCCCAGACCCAGGGCCAGAGUGAGCCCUGGACUGCUGGACAGUGGAGACGGGGACACACAGGCUCUGCAGGACGAGGGUCCUGCACCUGCUGCAGAUGCUGCCGGCGGAGCCCUCCGCCAGGCCGGGGACGCCUUCCUGCCUGGGCACGGCAGUCUUAGUUCCAUUCAGCCCUUCACCUGCCUGGGUGAGGCCCACCCACUUCGGAGGCAGGGCGUGAUGGGGGCGGGGGAAGAGGCUCUGCUUCAUGAAAAUCCAAAUUAA
Molecule: messenger RNA, 348 nt
Organism: Rangifer tarandus platyrhynchus (Svalbard reindeer)
Lineage: Eukaryota; Metazoa; Chordata; Mammalia; Artiodactyla; Cervidae
Source: the annotation of a GenBank genome assembly